Molecule: messenger RNA, 2962 nt
Organism: Gossypium raimondii (Peruvian cotton)
Lineage: Eukaryota; Viridiplantae; Streptophyta; Magnoliopsida; Malvales; Malvaceae
Product: potassium transporter 11
Exons: 9
Coding region: 503-2890 (795 amino acids)
Biological process (GO): potassium ion transmembrane transport
Cellular component (GO): membrane
Molecular function (GO): potassium ion transmembrane transporter activity
Source: RefSeq, a predicted model, not a curated record
GAACAAUAGUGAAAAGAAAACAAAAACCAAAGCCAAGUACAACUAGUCUACUAUCCUUUCUGAUUUUUUUUUGGACGAUUAAAGUCUACUACUUUCUAAGGCUUAAGCGCAGUAGUUUUUCUCAAUCUAAAAAAAAAAGCUGGCCUAGAGUUUUAGCUGUUACCGUUGAAAGAAAAGUAUACUGACAACCUGCAAAAACAAAACAGAAUCUCUUGUAUCUGUGUUUGAAGUUAGAGUUGUUCAAGGCAAAACCGACUUUGGGUUUUUGAAUUGAUUAUCUUAGACUCAGUUCUGCUCAAAAGGGUAGGAUUUUGGUGGCGGCUUCUAAUUCUCAGUCGGGUUUUUCAUGGAUUUCAAGUGAAGAUUAGAUUUGAAGUGCUGGGUUCGUUUCCUGCAAAAUAAAAUUGGGAUUUUCAAAUUGAGUUGUAUCGGCAUCAAUCCAGCGGAUACUGAGCAAGCUCUAAGUACUUGUUCAUAGCUUGAGAAUUUAUAUUGAUUCAGUAUGAAAAUGACUUCAAGAAUUGAGAUGGAUGAAGAUAAUGACAACAGGGGAAGCAUGUGGGAUUUGGAUCAGAAGCUUGAUCAGCCAAUGGAUGAGGAGGCCGGGAGGCUUAGAAACAUGUACAAGGAGAAGAAAUCCUCUGCAUUAUUGCUUCUGCGGCUUGCAUUCCAAAGCCUUGGAGUGGUUUAUGGUGACUUGGGCACUUCUCCCCUUUAUGUUUUCUACAAUACAUUUCCUGGUAAAAUUGAAGACCCAGAGGAUGUUGUUGGAGCUCUUUCAUUGAUUAUAUACUCCCUUACUCUUAUACCGCUCCUCAAGUAUGUGUUUGUUGUUUGUAAAGCAAAUGACAAUGGUCAAGGUGGGACAUUUGCUCUAUAUUCAUUGCUCUGUAGACAUGCGAAAAUAAAAACCAUUCCUAAUCAACACAGGACUGAUGAGGAGCUAACAACUUAUAGUCGUUCUACAUUUCACGAACAAUCAUUUGCUGCUAAAACAAAGAGAUGGCUGGAGAGACAUGUGUCAAGGAAGAAUGCGCUUCUUAUUCUUGUCCUGGUUGGUACAUGUAUGGUCAUUGGUGAUGGAAUACUCACUCCGGCAAUAUCAGUUCUUUCAGCUGCUGGGGGAAUCAAAGUGGACCAUCCAAGCAUGAGCAAUGGUGUUGUUGUGGUUGUGGCUGUUGUAAUAUUAGUAGGUUUAUUUAGCUUGCAGCACUAUGGUACAGAUAAAGUUAGCUGGCUCUUUGCCCCAAUUGUGCUUGUUUGGUUUCUUGUAAUUGGAGGCAUCGGCAUUUAUAAUAUUUGGAAGUACGACAGCAGUGUUUUGAAAGCAUUUUCACCUGUAUACAUCUACCGGUAUUUUAGAAGGGGAGGGAAAGAUGGAUGGACCUCCCUGGGGGGUAUUAUGCUUAGCAUCACAGGUACAGAGGCACUUUUUGCAGAUCUAUCUCAUUUUCCAGUUGCAGCUGUGCAACUUGCUUUUACUGUAGUUGUAUUUCCUUGCCUUCUCCUAGCGUAUUCUGGACAAGCAGCCUACCUUAUGAGUAACAGGGACCAUGUGGUCGAUGCAUUUUAUCGCUCUAUCCCUGACAGCAUAUAUUGGCCGGUUUUCAUUAUUGCUACUGCUGCCGCUAUAGUUGCAAGUCAGGCUACAAUAACAGCAACCUUUUCAAUUAUCAAACAAGCCCUCGCGCUUGGUUGUUUUCCUAGAGUGAAGGUUGUACAUACAUCAAAGAAGUUCCUUGGCCAGAUAUAUGUUCCAGAUAUUAAUUGGAUCCUCAUGAUCCUUUGCAUUGCUGUUACUGCUGGAUUCAAGAACCAAAACCAAAUUGGAAAUGCUUAUGGGACAGCUGUGGUGAUUGUCAUGUUGGUAACCACGUUACUUAUGACUUUAAUCAUGAUUUUGGUUUGGCGAUGUCAUUGGAUUCUUGUCCUCCUCUUCACUGGCUUGUCCUUGGUUGUAGAGUGCACAUACUUUUCUGCUGUACUCUUCAAGGUUGAUCAAGGUGGGUGGGUUCCUCUUGUUAUUGCUGCAGCCUUUUUGCUCAUAAUGUAUGUUUGGCAUUAUGGUACACUGAAGCGAUAUGAGUUUGAGAUGCAUAGUAAGGUUUCGAUGGCAUGGAUUCUUGGGCUUGGCCCUAGUUUAGGGCUCGUUCGAGUUCCUGGAAUUGGAUUAGUAUACACUGAAUUAGCAAGUGGUGUGCCUCACAUUUUCUCCCACUUCAUAACUAACCUACCUGCGAUCCAUUCUGUUGUUGUUUUCGUCUGUGUGAAAUACCUUCCUGUCUACACUGUUCCAGAAGAAGAAAGAUUCCUUGUAAAACGGAUUGGACCGAAGAAUUUCCACAUGUUUCGCUGUGUUGCUAGGUAUGGCUACAAAGACCUUCACAAGAAAGAUGAUGAGUUUGAGAAAAAGCUAUUUGAUAGCCUCUUCUUAUUUGUGCGGCUCGAGUCAAUGAUGGAAGGGUGUUCGGAUUCUGAUGAAUAUAGCUUGUACGGGCAGCAAACGGAGAGGUCAAGAGAAGGUCUGUUGAACAACAAUGGCAAUGGCAACACAAUUACUUCCUAUGCAGAUACCACAAUUUCAUCAGUGGAUUCAAUUGUGCCCGUGAAAUCUCCGAUGCAGGGGAGCAUGACGGUGAGAUCGUCAGAGCACGUAAGUAGCCAGACGGAGACAGAUGAGUUAGAAUUUUUGAAUAGCUGUAGGGAUGCAGGGGUGGUACACAUUCUGGGAAACACAGUGGUGAGGGCAAGAAGGGAAUCAAGAUUUUACAAGAAAAUAGCAAUCGAUUAUGUAUAUGCAUUUCUUAGGAAGAUAUGUAGGGAACAUAGUGUGAUAUUCAAUGUUCCUCAUGAGAGUCUGUUGAACGUAGGGCAGGUAUUUUAUGUGUAAGUGUAAGUGCAAGUGCUUAUUUUUGCUGAUUUAAUAAUAAAUAAAAAAAGGAGUAAAUUACAUUUUAAUCUA